Aspergillus alliaceus is the source of this 1793-nucleotide messenger RNA. RefSeq names its product putative mitochondrial carrier protein. Gene Ontology annotation, molecular function: magnesium ion transmembrane transporter activity. Bases 225 to 1481 code for a protein of 418 amino acids. The record is from RefSeq and is a predicted model, not a curated record. Gene Ontology annotation, biological process: magnesium ion export from mitochondrion. NCBI's taxonomy places the organism in Eukaryota, Fungi, Ascomycota, Eurotiomycetes, Eurotiales, Aspergillaceae. The transcript is spliced from 3 exons.
GGUGCCAUGCUCCUACUCCCUACCGUCCGACCUUCUUUGUUUUCUCUGUAAUCUAGACUUUUUUUUCUUUUUUUCUUUUUUUCUCCAUUUUUCCCUUCCUCCCCUUUCUUUCCCCACCGUCAUCCUCCACUGGGGUGGCAUCCGUACGGUAAACCUCGCCGCCGCAUCCCAACCCCCCGUGGUCUGGUCCGCACCACGAUUUGGUGGGUUGCGGUAUUCUUGCCAUGAGCUUGACCUCGCGCGUGUUUGGCCUGUUUACCCCGACAGAGACAACCUCCUCGGACUCCCCGCCGACCGUUUCAUAUUCGAAAACCGCCAGCACCAGCGACCAUGUCUACCAUGCGACUGGCCCGAUAAGGGCAGGCUCCGACCGUGUACAGAGUACCCCGUCAGAAGAUGAGGAAGAGCCUCGACCGCCGUAUCUACAUGCCAUGCUGGCCGGAGGUACGGGUGGUACUUGUGGCGAUAUGCUUAUGCAUUCCCUAGAUACGGUCAAGACGAGGCAGCAAGGCGAUCCAACCUUUCCCCCUAGAUAUACGUCGAUGACCUCAUCAUAUGCGACCAUUUAUCGACAGGAAGGUCUUCUGCGAGGUCUUUACGGUGGAGCGGUCCCUGCAUUUUUCGGCUCCUUUCCCGGCACUUUGAUCUUCUUCGGUGUGUACGAGUUCACCAAGCGACAGAUGAUUGAUGCCGGCAUCAAUGCAAAUCUGGCCUAUUUGUCUGGAGGUUUCUUUGCGGACCUGGCCGCUUCUAUUGUCUAUGUCCCUUCGGAGGUCCUGAAGACGCGACUGCAACUCCAGGGGCGCUAUAACAACCCUCAUUUUAUUUCUGGAUAUAACUACCGCUCCACUCGGGAUGCUCUUCGCACGAUCGUCCGACAGGAAGGAUUCUCCGCGCUCUUCUAUGGAUACCGAGCUACCAUCUACCGCGACCUUCCCUUUUCUGCCUUGCAAUUCGCCUUCUACGAACAGGAACACCGACUGGCAAAGGAGUGGGUCGGAUCCCGAGACAUUGGUCUCGGUUUGGAGAUCUUGACCGCGGCAACUGCCGGUGGAAUGGCUGGUGUAAUAACGUGUCCUAUGGAUGUUGUGAAGACCCGCAUCCAGACCCAGCAGAACCCGGACAAAAAGGGUUCUGCUUCGUCAAAACCGGCCGCGGAACAUGCGUCGAUCAAGGAAAGCCCCCGACAGCACACAUCAACCCAGACGCCAUCGAGUCUGCGAACGCACUCGCGGCCCAUUUCCACUGGCGGCGCUUCGACCUCGGUGGCACCGCCCGGCGCACCUCGCCUGGACACAUCGUCGUUCUUCACAGGCCUCAAGAUGAUCUAUCAAGCGGAGGGUAUUGCCGGUUGGUUCCGCGGAGUCGGACCACGAGGAGUAUGGACUAGCAUUCAGAGUGGGACGAUGCUGGUCAUGUAUCAGUACCUGUUGAAAAAGCUGGAGUCGUACCAGAACAUGGGCGAGAUGAACCCCCUUUAAUCGGCCGGGCUUCUUUGUUGCAUAUACGCGGCCGCAACGAAGGGGAAGUGUCUUGGCGACACUUGUGGAUAAUAUUGUAUUAUCGUGGCAUUGGGGACUACGUGGGGUGUUUGGCGUUCUGGUACAAGGAUGUUACAUGAUCUCUCUCUCUUCUAUUAUCACCCAUUCGCCUUGAUGGGUCUGGGGCAUGGCCGCAUCUUGUCAUGUUCAUACACCCCUGCUCCGGACCUGGAUGGCUUACAUAGACCUUUUAGACAUGGCUAAUCACGCAAAGAUGUACAUUAUAUUAUAAAAUGGAUAGACCAAAUCAAC